AUCUUCCUUGAAGAUCCAAAAUUUUCAAAGUCUUUUUCUCUCUCUACAUCCGAUCCAGCCUGAAAGAUCGGAAAUUUUUCAAAAUCUGAUUCAGACGACAGAAAUCCGAUCAUCAAGGUUCAUUUCUGAUUCGACCCUUUUGCUUAGAUGGCUCCGGUUUCAGCUCUUGCUAAGUAUAAGCUCGUUUUUCUUGGAGAUCAAUCAGUUGGAAAGACUAGUAUAAUUACUAGGUUCAUGUACGAUAAGUUCGAUAAUACAUACCAGGCUACAAUAGGUAUUGAUUUUCUGUCGAAGACAAUGUAUCUUGAAGACCGGACAGUUCGUCUUCAGUUGUGGGAUACUGCUGGACAAGAAAGAUUCAGGAGUCUGAUUCCAAGUUAUAUUAGAGAUUCAUCUGUUGCUGUCAUUGUCUAUGAUGUUGCAAGUAGGCAAUCUUUCUUAAACACAAUAAAGUGGAUAGAAGAAGUUCGAAGCGAGAGAGGUAGUGAUGUUAUCAUUGUUCUUGUUGGUAACAAAACUGAUCUGGUUGAUAAAAGACAGGUUUCAAUAGAGGAAGGAGAGGCAAAAGCUCGUGAUCUCCACGUCAUGUUCAUCGAGACCAGUGCAAAAGCCGGAUUCAACAUAAAGGCAUUAUUCCGGAAAAUUGCUGCUGCAUUGCCAGGAAUGGAAACACUUUCUUCGACAAAACAAGAAGACAUGGUUGAUGUGAAUCUGAAGACGAGCAAUGGCAGUUCAUCGCAGGCACAAAACCAAUCCGGGGGGUGUUCAUGCUGAUAUUCUCUUCUUAAAGUUUCUUUGUUUGUCGAAAGAUAUAAAAUUCUUGUUUCUGGGGUGCCCUAAUAGUUUGAGGAUUAUUCGGCAUAGUAUGAAAGCUCUUGAGGUUAUCUUUAGGCCUGUGUUGGGAUUUUUUUGACUUGCAUUUUAAUUUGGUUAUUUUCUUAGUGGAUGAAGGUAUGUCUUAAUAUAAAAUCUUGGUCUGUUCUCAAUUUUUUGGAUUUUUUUUUAUUAUUAUUAAAACGUUCUAUCUGUUAUUCUGUUAUUUUAUAAUACAAUAUUUUUAGUGUA
Impatiens glandulifera is the source of this 1065-nucleotide messenger RNA. Its product is annotated as ras-related protein RABH1b-like. Gene Ontology annotation, molecular function: GTPase activity; GTP binding. The coding region runs from base 148 to 774 and encodes 208 amino acids. The record is from RefSeq and is a predicted model, not a curated record. The transcript is spliced from 6 exons. NCBI's taxonomy places the organism in Eukaryota, Viridiplantae, Streptophyta, Magnoliopsida, Ericales, Balsaminaceae.